Messenger RNA from Dentiscutata erythropus, 330 nucleotides. The record is from the annotation of a GenBank genome assembly. Lineage: Eukaryota; Fungi; Glomeromycota; Glomeromycetes; Diversisporales; Gigasporaceae.
AAACCGAAAAUUGAUGAAAAUAUUGAUGACAAUAUUGAUGACAGUAUUGAUGAAAAUAUUGAUGAUAUAGAAUAUAAAUAUAACGAAACUAAUUUUAAAGAUUUUGAAUUAUUAUUUAAACAAGAAAAUUUUUCAACAUUAUAUGAUUUAAAAAAUUUUUUAACAAAAAAUAUAAAUAAUAUUGAAAGCUUAAGAAUUAAUAUCAAAGAUGGUAAGUUUAAGAAAAUUGAUAAUGAUCUUAUCAUGAGAGGAUUUACAGGAUUUUUUACAAUUUUAUAUAAUAAUGGAGCAAAAAUUACAACUCCUCUUUAUAAAAAUCAAGAAUUAUUU